AUGUUUGGCGCACUAAAUCGGUUCAUUGGGAGAUUAGACGGUGAACCAGUGCCGCAGUCCCGAACGGGUCCCAGCGACAAUGCAUAUGGCUUUCAGGUACUCCGCAAUAAAGAUACGGAGCUCCCUUUGGAGCCAUGGUUUGAUUUCAUCAUAGGAAUUAAUGGGCACUCUAUAGAAGAUCCAGAUCCCAACCUUUUUGCGACAGAAGUCCGUAACUGUGCUGGCUCUAGUCUCACGCUAGAAAUAUGGAGCGCCAAGGGCCAAAGAACCCAUACAGUCACAGUCCCAGUGUCAGCAACCACACCUUCUCUCGGCCUCGCACUUCAACUCGCACCACUCUCAUCGACCCAGCAUAUCUGGCAUAUCCUCGGGAUUCCUUCACCUUUAAGCCCUGCAUAUCGUGCAGGACUACUUCCGCACUCCGACUACAUCAUUGGAACGCCGAGCGGGACAUUACGUGGCGAAUCUGCCCUCGGGGAGCUAGUGGAGGAUCACCUCGACCGUACCCUCGUUCUAUGGGUCUACAACAGCGAGUUUGACGUUGUGAGGGAGGUGGAGCUCGUACCUACGAGAGGGUGGGGUGGUGAAGGUGCUCUGGGUGCUGAACUAGGCUACGGCGCUUUACACCGGCUGCCAGUUGGACUUGGCGAGGAGGUUGAGGGACCUGGUGAGGUGGUGUUUGAAACGCAGGAAGGUGGACAAACUGGUACAUAUGCAGACAGUUAUGCUGCUCCGAAGGCCUUUGAACCAUCGGGUGGAAACUACUUGGUCCCUGCGAACCUGGUAUCACCACCCCCUCUUGUGCCACAAGGAAGGGUCAUGUCGCCUCAAAGUGGCGUGUCUCCGGCAAGCAGGCGAGGAGCCAAGGCCAGACACGGGAUCUCACCCAACAGGGCAUUUGAUGACUAUUUUGCCGAGGGGGAGCAGAAGAGUCGAGAGCAAGAUUUCACGUCCUCACGGAGAGGAACACCUUUGCCUCCUCCGCCCAAGGUUGGUGCUCCUCCAUCCUCCGCAUCAGGAAGCAGCCCAGCGCCUGUAGCAGCCGAGGCAGCACAUCAAGCGGAUUUCGACGGUGAACCAGGUCCGGCAGAGGAAGAGUAA
Messenger RNA from Penicillium oxalicum, 1101 nucleotides. RefSeq lists its product as uncharacterized. The transcript is spliced from 3 exons. Gene Ontology annotation, molecular function: protein binding. Gene Ontology annotation, cellular component: Golgi apparatus. The record is from RefSeq and is a predicted model, not a curated record. Gene Ontology annotation, biological process: Golgi organization. Bases 1 to 1101 code for a protein of 366 amino acids. Lineage: Eukaryota; Fungi; Ascomycota; Eurotiomycetes; Eurotiales; Aspergillaceae.